AGGCUGUGCAUUUGAAGGAUCACUCUGGAACUGAACUUCACUAACUCUGCAGUUAACUCCAUUAAAACAAUGAGAAAAAGGAAUUCUUUAGAGGACUCAGUUUUUAAUUUUGAAAGUCAGAACAGCUUCCGAAAAUCAAGCAAUGGCACCCCAGUCAGCCCUACAGAGAGUGUCGGAUCAGUGUUUGUAAGUUCAGAUGGAGAAAACGGAACAGACGAAAAAAGAAAGGUGGGAAAAUUACCUACUGUGUUGCCGCAAACCCUGGCCAGUGAAGUGGAAUAUUUUGAUGACCGGAAAAAAGUGGACAUUGCUAGAACAAAGAGCAGCACAGAUAGUCCACUCCUGACAAUGGAUAUCAAGAGUGACUCCAAGAUUGAAAGGAAAAAACGUGCCUCAAAUCAGCUGAAGGCAAAUGCACACUUUCAUAAGCUGUUUCUAGAUGUUCCCAUUGAUGAGCCACUGAAACAAAGUUUUACCUGUGCUCUGCAGAAAGAGAUUCUGUAUCAAGGAAAGUUAUUCCUUUCUGAAAAUUGGAUUUGCUUUCAUUCCAAGGUUUUUGGUAAAGACACUAAGAUAAGUAUACCUGUGCUCUCAGUGACACUUCUGAAGAAAACCAAAACUGCCCUUCUUGUGCCAAAUGCUCUGAUCAUAGCAACAGUCACAGACAGGUACAUGUUUGUCUCCUUACUCUCCAGAGAUACCACCUACAAGCUAUUAAAAUCUAUCUGUAGACAUCUUGAGGAUACAGGCAUGGGCAACAGUCCAAAUCCCUCUUCUGCAGAAAACAGUUUCAGGGCUGAUCGUCCUACAAGUCUGCCCUUGGAUUUCAAUGAAGACUAUUCUGAUCUGGAUGGAAUAGUGCAGCAGCGGAGACAAGAGAUGGAAGAGUCCAGCAGCACAGGUUCACAGACCCCAGAGCUAGAAUGCUUCCAAGAUUACCAUGUCGUUGAGACAGAGACUCACUUGAAAGUUUCCAAGGCUGAGUCAAAGUCUGUCCGUUCAGAUACACACAGUCAGCGCGGACCUGACGGAAAAGCCCAAAAUAGUCCUCGAAAUGGCUAUUCUGAAGCCUUCAGGUUCCUACACAAAGUGAAGUCACAGAAGCUCUUAUCUCUGAACCAUGUACUUAUAUUUUAUGCAAUUCUUGUUUGUGUAUUAAUAUUUUCUACCUUCUACAUGAGAUAUAAAAUCAGUGUCCUGGAGGAACGUCUUAUUUCCAUCACGUCCUUUGAUUCACAUAUCAAGGAACAUCCAGUGCACCAAGGUUUGGGAUCUCAUCUGCAAAUUAAUGCUGAUGCCCUUUGUGAUGAGUUAGCUGCUAAUCUUAUAAAAUUGGAAAAGAUACAGAGCAACUUACAAAAACUACUUGAAGAUAUUGAAUGAAACAUCAGUGUUCUUGGACUACUUCAGACCUCAUUCUUCUCUCUUGACAAGCAGUUCCAAAGGAGCUCUGCUGGCCAGAGUCCAAGCUUCUUUAUUUUCAGUCCAAGCCAAGCUUAAACUACUGUAAAGCUCAUGUCAUAAUGCAGAAAGUCAUUUUAUUCUUGAGCAUUUAUCUAUAUGAUUUGAAAGCGUACAUGUUUUGAUCUACAUGUAUCUAUAUGUUUUGAAAAUAAGGGGAUUUUGCCUUCUCUGUUGUGUGUGAAUUAAUGGAUUUUAUAGCUUGCUUGAUUCUAGACUUGCUUACACCAGUGCAGACACGGUGCAACUCCUUUUACCUCAGCAUUUGCUUUCUGUCUAUUGUCAUUGAAGUGUAAGUGAGAAGAAUUUCAGUCAUGACUCAAGUGCUGAAGUCCUGUGUGAAUGAACUGGUACCUGUCUUGGCUAUGGUUAUGGAUUGGUGCUGUACUCUUCAUUUUUACUUAUUUGUGCCCUGGCAUCCCAAAGAUCAGAAAACAGACACCUCUGCAUUUGGUUAUGUCAAGUUACGAAUGUUCAAGGUGUGCUUGGUUCUCAGGUGCUGCAAAUAAGCUGAAUUCCACUGUCUGUGGCAUGGCAUCACCACUGAGUGUAACGUCUGCUUCUACUGGGCAUUCAGUUUCCAUACAAGUCAAGCUUCAAAUAUAUAUGGACUUGCCAACGUACAGUCAAGUUGCUUAUGAGUAGCAGUAUGGGUGUGACAUACCUGCACAACCUAGAACUACUAGGUUUUUUUGUCCACUCACAUGGUCUCUGUCCAUUAAGUUAAUCAGUGUGAAGACUCUGAGUCAGCUUUCACUGGAGUUGUGUGGCCUUUUGGUCAGAUAAACAAGCGCAAUUUUUGUUCCAGAUGAUGGAAAUCUAAUUUUUAUAUGUGGCUCCAGGAACCAGGUAUUUCCACAUAAUAGGAACUGGCAAGUUAACGAUGCACCAAUACAAUCAGUAGAGUGAAUGAAAAAGUGAACACCUGCUUUGUUAUAUCAUACUAUUUUUUUCACAGUGCCUAAGAUAGGACAACUGGGGAUUUUAGCUUUCUCAUUUCUGAUUAGUUUUUAAGAAGCAAUAUUUAGGAUAUAAUAACUAGUAUCUGUAACAGUAUUGUUUAUAAUAUGCUAUGCAUUUUAUAACCAUUUCUGUGAAAUGUACCUACUUUAUUUAAACAAAGUUUUUUAAAACAAGUGACUCAGUGUUAUAACUCAGAUUAACCCAGAUCCAUCCAUCAUUUUUAGUCAGCCGUGUGACUCGUGAUCUGAGUAGGCUUGUACCUCAUAGUACAAAGUUUGUGCAAAGUCCAGUACCCAACAGAAAGGUUUAAGAACUGCAUCUUGAUGAUGUGCUUCAUCUUACUCAGCUGUACUUGAGGUCUUCCUGGACUGCAACAGUGGGAGCUGAUAGUUUUCUCAGUUAUUUCCUCUUUGAAGAAUAUCAGAUGGCUGUUGCAAUGUUGUGAGUGCCAUACAUGCUUUCUAGUGGGCCUGCCUCGCUCAAGUUUCCAUGUGAGCAUGGUCUGUCAGAAAUCUGUGAUUCGACUGCUCUCCCCUUUGCAACAUCUGCCUUUCUUCCCUCAGCUACCAUGAAGAGGAUGUCUGGAAAAUAUCCUACUUUUCAGAAUUCAGUGCACAGUUGCAUGUUGUGUAAUACUGCAGUUACUUGUACUCCCAGUACAAACUGGGAGACAGAGCACCAGCAAGACUGUGGGGCAGAAGUUCAGAAGCGUGAGUGUUUUCAAUCCUGCCAUUCAGUGUUGUGAUUGAAGAGGAGGGGUUUACCCCAGUCCUGUUCGGAGAGCAUGGGGUAGAUAACAGCAGCAGUGAUGAGCAAGAAAAAAGUGCUACCUGCGAGGGUGGGAGUCAAGCAGAUUAAGUGGGCUUCUCCUCCCAGCACCUGUGGUAGGUAGUGCAGUCAAAGGCCACAAGGAGGGCUUUUGUUGCUUGGCAAUGGUGUGAAGUGCUAGUUUGGAGAAGUAAGUGGGAAAGAUAUGUGAUUUCACGGGAGUCAGGAAUCUACAUAAAAAGUUAUCACACAGUGUUAGUAAUGGUCACAUUUGGGUUUCUUUGGGUUUCUUUUUCAAAUUUUGUCUGUCAUCCCUCACAGCUGGAGCACAGCUAGGUUCCACCAGCCAUGAAGGACCUACUAGUAGUACAAAGUUCCAGCAAGAUGCUUUGAAACUGCAUAUGUAUGGAAGGCAACAGAGGCACAUCACUAAUGUUUUCUUUAGCUGUAGUUAGUGACCCAAUUAUUUUUUCUUAACAGUCUUAGCCCAAACUUUUUUAGUUCAUGUGAGUGCUUAUUCUAAGGGAACAGCACGUGUUCUGUUUCUUACAUCAAGCCAGCUGCUUGCUUUUCCUCCUCAAAAAAUUAAUUUUGAGGAGACUCCCAAGUUACAUUGGUGGCAAUGGGUAGGACAUUCUGCUGAUGUCCAGCAAGUGAAGUCCUUACACACUGGUCUGGAGACACUGAAAUUUUUCUACACCUCACUGCUGUCAACAUGUACCAAAUGCCUAAUUGUCAUUGGGCAGGCAGGGGGCAGGAAACAUGGAAUUAUUUUAUAGGUAUCAUUUUCUGGUGUUUGACAGUUUAUAUGUCUUUAGGCUGCCAUCAUGAAGAAGAAUCCUUUCUCUCCCAUAUCCCCAGUUUUUACUUUCUUGUGCAUUUCCACAGAUGGCAGAAUGGAGAAGAAAAAAGUAGUGUGGGUUUGGAGAGGCUGUUUGGGUUCAGGGGUUGUUGAACUGGUUUCUGCCAGAUUAGUUUUUUGAACUGGUUUCUACCAGAUUAGUUUUCUGAACUGGCUUGGGCUGAGAGAUUAUCAAGUUUAUGACACUGUUGAUGUGACGGAUACAGCUAGUACUCGAAGGGUAAGUAUUAUAAAACCCCCUCUGAGCAGAACAUGAAAGGUAUUCCUAUUAACAUUUGCAGAAAAGAUGAACAGUUUUGUGUGUGUUUGAUUUGAAUACUAUCACUACUUUCACGCAGGUGUGUAGAAAUGCUCUCCACUUCCUGGUAUGUCUGCACUUUCAUGUCUAAGUUUCCAGCUCAUAGUCAGCUGACAAACACCAAAUCUCCAGGGUAGUGCAAUCCAGACCUUCGCAGGUGGUUGCUCUACUGGUUCAGUUGCAGCUACUAGUGAGGUGUUAUCACAAGAAUGUAAGAGAUUCUGCAUUUACAGAGCAGGUGUGACGUGCAAUAAAGAUCAUGACAAAGCUAUUUAAAGGCUAUUUAAACAGGAAACUGAGCAAACAAUUUCUUUUGUGCUCAGUGUGUGUGCUUCUGUAAACAGCAGAAGAAUAAUGUAUUUUCAAAGGGUUUUGCCAACACCUGCUUUCACUUUGCCUGGUGAGACUAUCCAAGUCUGUCAUACAAAUUUGCUCAAGUGGGAAAACUGACUAAUCUCAUUUGGCAUGUCCAGGUUUAUGGUUUGAACCCUGUGGAGAUUUCUGCAAAACAUGAUUCCAUGUAAUGACACUUUACAGAAGGAAUGGAUUCUUUUGCUUUCUUGGAUUAUAAAAUCAGUGUAAUACAGUUUCAUAAUUUUAGAGCUUCAAGAUAGCCUGUUGUUCAGCAAAGAGCGACAAAAAAUAUAUGCCAAUAAAUUUAGUUUCAUUUUCUCUUAAGUUA
Apus apus (common swift) is the source of this 5034-nucleotide messenger RNA. RefSeq names its product GRAM domain containing 2B (gene GRAMD2B). Bases 70 to 1383 code for a protein of 437 amino acids. The transcript has 14 exons. Lineage: Eukaryota; Metazoa; Chordata; Aves; Apodiformes; Apodidae. The record is from RefSeq and is a predicted model, not a curated record.